Halteromyces radiatus is the source of this 505-nucleotide messenger RNA. RefSeq lists its product as uncharacterized. The record is from RefSeq and is a predicted model, not a curated record. Gene Ontology annotation, cellular component: cytoplasm. Bases 23 to 301 code for a protein of 92 amino acids. NCBI's taxonomy places the organism in Eukaryota, Fungi, Mucoromycota, Mucoromycetes, Mucorales, Cunninghamellaceae. The transcript is spliced from 2 exons.
UUUUUUUUUUUCUCUGUUGUAAAUGUCCUUAUAUUUUUACUCCAAAUUGGCAUUGACUGGAUUUUAUAUUCUCAAAGAUUCCAUGUGGAGCCGUGUACUUCAUUUUGCUGCCGAUGCUGUCUUAGUAUCAGUGAUUUUGGCUAGUGUGAAAAGAUCCACAGGUAUCACACCAGCAGUAUCUAAAAUCAAACACAAAGGACUUCGUAGUUAUGUAGAACAAUAUUUGAACAUGGGUGAAUACAUACUGGAUGCCUCCAUCUUGUAUCUUAGUCACUCGUCUUAUUUUGAACGACGACGAUAGGAAGUAGUGGAUUAGUCAUAUCAUAGUAUAGUAUGACAAUAGUGUUGACGUUUAUUCCCUUUGUUGGAUAGAUGAUGAUGAAUAAAAAAUAUUGAUUGUUAUGCCGACAGUUAAGUAGGUUUGUCAUCUUCUGUUUCAUUCGAUAGCAAUUCAUUUGGGAUGACUGGGCUUGAAUGAAUUCUUUUUUUUUAUAUAUAUAUAAAU